GAUGAUCCCAUGAGACAAUAAUAACUAAGCAAAUCCCUAUCUUGUCCUUUGUUGUUCCUUCUUUUCCAUGGCGGACGAGUCUCUUUGCCUUUUGCAAUCAGAUAACCCACAUGACACAGGGUCUAAGGUUUUUUGGCUUUCAAAUGGUAGCUGCUCUUCCAAAUCACUUUUGAUGCCAGAUGACCUUUUGGAGACAUUUUGCUUGUGAAUUUUCAUGUUACAUAUUGGACUUUUUGUUUUUUCUCGGCAGUCAUGUUAGAGUAAUGUUUAGUUAAUGGGUUAUGCGAAGUGAUACACAAUGGUGUAUGGUGCAGAAUAAAAUGUUCGUGAGAGGUAUCAUUUCCUUUUCAUUCAUUAAGUUUACUAGUAACUUCACAACUAACAAGUAAGACUUUCAAGGUGAAAAUUAAUUGAUGGUAGAGCUUCUGAAUAUUACAUUUUACUGUCAAUAUUAAAAUGGAACAAACUGUGAGCUUUUUCAAUUAUUAUGCUCGUCACUCAUAGCAUAGUCCAUUCACUUUGAUUUUUCAUAAAAUAUGUCACCAAGCUAUUAUAACAGUUGUCAUAAACUGAAUUUUUCUUUUUUUUUUGGAGGGGGCGGGGGAGGGACAAAUGGUUGUAGCUGGUCUUCAGACUCUGGACUUUCUUAUAGACUUGCCUGGAUGAUUUUACUUGAAGUGCUGAAUAGAGAGCAUGAAAGCUUAGGUAUGGCACAGUGAAGUAGUAACUGACUGAUUACCAUGAAGAGAAAUCCUAUAAGCCUGACAAUAAGAGCAAAGCACUCAUAUGCUCAUGAGCUCCAUGCAAGCAGAUUUGUUUGACCUUUGAAAAUUGAUGGUGGUACUUAGUGUCUAUUUGGAGGACACAUCACAAAGUUGGAAGGGUCUUUGCAGAAGCAACCCCAACAAUGUAGAAGAGACAGGGAGAAUUGAUGCGGCAAGUAAAAGAGUGUUUCUCGCGGCUUGUGACUCUCUACCCACUCUUGACGCCACAUACAUACCCUAGCUUGCAUAUGCUCUCCUCUCCUCAAAAUUAAAGUAGGCCUCUCCUU
Messenger RNA from Rubroshorea leprosula, 1051 nucleotides. The record is from the annotation of a GenBank genome assembly. Lineage: Eukaryota; Viridiplantae; Streptophyta; Magnoliopsida; Malvales; Dipterocarpaceae.